Messenger RNA from Stegostoma tigrinum, 3041 nucleotides. Its product is annotated as ADP-ribosylation factor GTPase-activating protein 2-like. Gene Ontology annotation, molecular function: GTPase activator activity. The record is from RefSeq and is a predicted model, not a curated record. NCBI's taxonomy places the organism in Eukaryota, Metazoa, Chordata, Chondrichthyes, Orectolobiformes, Stegostomatidae. Bases 50 to 1624 code for a protein of 524 amino acids. Gene Ontology annotation, biological process: COPI coating of Golgi vesicle. The transcript has 16 exons.
CACAGCCGCCUAUAUCGCCUGCUCCGCCCCUGUUUCUGCUUCCCGUGUCAUGGCGGAUGGGCCGGGAAAAAUCGCUAUCCAGGCCGUGUUCCGGCGUCUGCGGGCUACGCAGACCAACAAGAGCUGCUUUGACUGCGGUGCCAAGAAUCCCAACUGGGCCAGCAUCACCUACGGGAUCUUCCUGUGCAUUGAUUGCUCUGGAAUCCAUCGCUCACUGGGGGUUCACCUAAGUUUCAUUAGAUCAACUGAGCUUGACUCGAAUUGGAACUGGUUCCAGUUGCGUUGCAUGCAAUUGGGAGGGAAUGCAACUGCGGCUGCCUUUUUCCAACAGCAUGGCUGCAUGACGAAGGACACAACUGCUAAGUACAACAGUCGAGUGGCCCAGCUGUACCGUGAGAAGCUCAGGACUGCAGCCAUGGCUGCAGUGGACCAGCAUAGUACCCAGUUGUGGUUUGAUGGGUGCAGCGCCUCACUAUGCCUGCCACUGGGGCAGUACGAGAAUGAUUUCUUCGUCGAGCACACCCAGGGUUCUGCUGAACGGAAGAGCAGCCUAGAAACGGGGAGCUGCAGACUGGAGCAUUUGUCAAAGGAAGUAGAAGCAGCUAAAAUGCACCACAAGAAUGGCAAUGAGCACUGUGAUUUGGAACAAGGACCUGGUAUUGAACCUCUCUGUGCUUCGCCGAAGAUCAUGUUAGAGGUGAAGCCCAGUUUAAUUGGCAAGAAGAAACCGACCUCAAGCAGGAAGAGGCUGGGUGCUCAGAAGGUCAGCAGCCAGACCUUUAGUGAAAUUGAGCGACAGGCUCAGGUGGCAGAGAAAGUGAUGGAACAGCAGGCUGCUGAGGCCAGGAAGCAAGGUGAAGUGUCGAUUGUGACGUCCAUGCGUCUCGCCUACCAAGAGCUGCAGAUUGAUCAAAAAAUGGAGGAGAAAAGGUUGCAGAACCUGGAGGGGGAGAAACGACAGCAGGUGGAGCGACUUGGAAUGGGCCUGGGCAGAAGAGGCCCAGUAUCACACUCUGUCCUGACCGAAAUGCAAACUAUCGAACAGGAGAACCCCAUCUCAGCCAAAUCGUCCUGCUCAAAGCUUCACAUGUUGGAGGAAGCUGCACUUUCCUCUGGACCACCAAUGUACAGAGAUAACCCUUUUGCACCGGGGGAUGGCUUUGGCUUACACUGGCAGAGAGAUGGACGCCAUCGCUUGUCAUUGGAGAGGGAGCAACCCAGGGAGAUGGACGUGAGCAUCUCCAGCAGCCAGCGAACAAACGAGAGGCCAGGGAGUCAGCGGAAGGCAGACAGCAAAGGAACUCCUGAACCGAGUGAGGCUCGGCAGAAAUUUGCCAACACCAAGGCAAUCUCCUCAGACACAUUCUUUGGGAGAGAUGAUCGGGUGGAGUUUGAAACAAGGGCCCGUUUGGAUCGAUUGUCCAGAAGCUCCUCCAUCAGCUCCUCUGCUCUGCCAUCACCAAAGAGCUCAGGUGCAGCUGAUGGUGUCAGAGUGAGUAACAUGCUCCCAUCUGCACCUGAUAUGACACACUUCAAACAGGGAGUGAAGACAAUGGCAGGGAAACUUUCUGUCCUCGCCAGUGGAGUGAUGACCAGUAUUCAGGAUCACUAUGGUUCAUACUGAGACUCUGGCUGGUGUGAAGACAGGCUCCAAUCUGGACAAGUUUAUUCUGCCGGAUUUUCUCCCAGAUCAGUAUUUGCUUUUGAUGGGACUUGAAGCAAUGCUUUAAAUUCUGAGUGAAGUUGAAGUGGGAGCUCUCACACUCAAUUUGUCUGCUGCACAGCCUUAGCCAUUGAAGGGAAUCGUAUCAUUGUGGUCUCACAAGGCUGAAGUGACAUUUGUGUUCAUUCAACCGGAGAAUUAAACAGCACAGAGACCAUUUGGCCCAUCCUGCUUCUGCUAUUACUGUCCUUCAGGACCAGUUUUCUCUCCUUUCCCCAGUUUUGAAAAUAUCUUUAUCCACUGUUCAUCCAAUUCAGUUCUGAAAAUUGCGAAUUGAAUCUGCUUCUAAAAAGCAAUGGACUCCAGAUCGCAGUUUGUUCUGUUUUUAAACAAAAAGUUUUUUUUUCUCCUAUCACCUUGAAUUUGUGUCUUCCAGUUGCUGACUUUCCUGUUUGUGGGAACAGUAUCUCCCAGUUUCCUGUACUGCACCCCUGAUAGGGUUGUGAACUAUAGAUUAGACUACCCCAAGGAUAGCAAUCUCAGCAUCCACGGUCUCUCCACAUUCACUGAUACUCCUUGUCUCUAACACCAUUCUGGUAAAUCUCCACUGCAUCCUCUCCCAGGGCCUCAAAAUCAUUCUUGGAGCGACGGUGCUCAGAACUGAACACAACACUCAAGCCAAGGUGAAACCAAUCUUAUCGAAAAAUUUGAUAUACCUUUGUUUCUUUGUUUUUUUUAUUUUUUCAUGGAAUGUGGCAUUGCUGACAAGGUCAACAUUUGUUGCCCAUCCUAAGUUCCUAAAUGGUUUGCCCCAGCCAUUUCGGGCAGCAGUUAAGCAUCAACCAUAUUGCUGUGGGUUUAGAGACCAGGUAGGGAUGGCCAUUUCCUUCUGUGAACCAGGCAUGUCGUUACGAUAACCAGGAAUACAUUCAUGAUCGCCAUUGCUGAGACUAAUUCCAGAUUUAUUCAUUGAAUUUAUAUUCCACCAACCACUAUGGUGGGAUGUGAACCAGUGACCCCAAAAUUUUAGCUUUUGUGUUACUAGUCUGGUGACUUUACCGCAACACCACUGUAUCCCUCAAAAGUUUCCCAAUUCAUUAAGCCAUGGAUCUCUAAUAUUAGUUUGAAUGACCUUCGCCUUCCUGCCCUGUGUUGUCCCCUUCAAAGAUUUCUGUAUCUCUAGGCUUCCUCCCUCUCUAAGUCAUUCUUAUCACUGUACUAUGUGCUGGGCUGGAGACUUCUUGCUGAACCCAGUUAGGGAGAGCUAGGGAUUGAAUUUGAGUGACUGCCAAUCAUUGCCCACUCUGAUUCCUGCUAAACCUCUUUUUCUGGUCGCACUUACUUAAGCUUUUACUUAUUUAAAUCAUUGCUCUUGGAA